Molecule: messenger RNA, 1127 nt
Organism: Quercus robur (English oak)
Lineage: Eukaryota; Viridiplantae; Streptophyta; Magnoliopsida; Fagales; Fagaceae
Exons: 3
Coding region: 65-895 (276 amino acids)
Molecular function (GO): oxidoreductase activity
Source: RefSeq, a predicted model, not a curated record
CUAUAUUGAGAUGUUUUAAAAGCUACUUAUUUUUUAAUCCAAAAACAGAGUCAGAGAAGUGGCGAUGGAGUCAUGGGGAGAGCUAGAGGGAAAAGUGGUGAUGGUAACUGGGGCUUCCUCAGGCCUUGGUCUUGAAUUCUGUCUCGACCUUGCAAAAGCUGGUUGCAAGAUCAUUGCCGCCGCUCGACGCGUCGACCGACUCCAAUCACUCUGUCACCAAAUCAACUCUUCUUCUUCUUCUUCUUCUUCUUCUACAAGCUCCCCUCGAGCUGUGGCUGUGGAGCUUGACUUGACUGCUGAUGGACCCACCAUCGAGAAGUCCAUAAAGAAAGCUUGGGAUGUGUUUGGCCACAUCCAUGCCUUGGUCAACAAUGCCGGACUUAGAGGUAAUGUGAGAUCUCCAUUAGAAUUAUCUGAGGAGGAAUGGAAUCAUGUUAUCAAAACAAACUUAACAGGAAACUGGUUGGUGUCAAAAUACAUUGGCAUACGCAUGCGUGAUGCUGAGAGGGGAGGAUCAAUCAUAAACAUAUCUUCAGUUGCUGGUCUCGACCGUGGGCAAUUGCCUGGUUCUGCCGCCUAUGCUGCUUCAAAGGCAGGCCUAAACAUCUUGACAAAGGUCAUGGCAUUGGAAUUGGGUGUAUAUAAAAUUAGAGUGAAUUCUAUAUCACCUGGCAUUUUCAAAUCUGAGAUUACCCAGAGUCUCUUGCAAAAAGAAUGGCUGCAUAAUGUGACAAAGAAAAUUAUCCCGUUAAGAGAAUAUGGCACUACUGAUCCAGCAUUGACAUCACUUGUUCGAUACUUGUUACAUGAAUCUUCUGAAUAUGUUUCGGGCAACAUUUUCAUUGUUGAUUCUGGUGCAACCUUACCAGGUGUUCCUAUCUACUCUUCCCUUUGAAAGCCGUGUUAUGUAGUGAGAUAUAACUGUCUUAUCAAGACAAGUGUAAAUAUUCUUGCUGCAAAUUUUGUUUCUUAUCCUUCAUAGAAUUUCCAAUAACUACUUCAUUGCCUUUUGAAGAUUACAACUAAACAGGUUAGCAGAUAUAUGUGAAAUAUUCAUAAUUUCUGGAAGACUGGAACUUAUGGAUUAUUUUGUUCCUUUUUAAUCCUACUAUUGAGUGUUCUGUGCA